Molecule: messenger RNA, 3234 nt
Organism: Pedinophyceae sp. YPF-701
Lineage: Eukaryota; Viridiplantae; Chlorophyta; Pedinophyceae
Source: the annotation of a GenBank genome assembly
AUGUCGGGCGGCCAGAACACCAUCAUGGCCGCGUUCGCCCAGCCGGCCCGCAAGGACGCCCCUGCGAACCAGGGCGACGAGGGCUUCGAACGGCCUGCCAAACCAGCCCUCGGGGUCCCCGCUGGGGGCGACCAGGACUCCAGGCCGCUGUCCUCCGCGGGGGCGGCCGAGAACCCCUCGGCGGGGCCCACGCCCGCGCCGGCGAAGCGCCUCGGAGGCGGGCACGCUGCCGGUGCGACGCCCGCGGGCGCCACGCCCGCCGUAGAAGCGCUCCCCGCGAGCGAGACGCCGGCCCCGACGGUCGAGAACGGCAGCAAGAAGCGCAAGUCCGGCGCCGUCUUCACCGAGGGGCAGCGCGCGCAGCUCGAGGAGCUUUUCCAGAAGAACAACACCAUUAAAAAGGCUGAGCGCGAGAAGCUGGCUAGCGAGUUCGGAUGCGAGCCCAAGUCGAUCGCGAACUGGCUGCAAAGCCGCCGGGUGCGCGCGAAGAAGCAUGCGGAGAAGGAGGGCGCGCCCGCGGACCCGCAGCCGGCCGCGUCGCCCGAGGAGAGUCCCGAGGAGGUCGUCCCGGACACGGAGAAGGAUUCCAUGUCCCCGGCGGGCGGCCCGGAGGACGGCGCGGCCGCGGACGGCAAGCGCAAGCGCCGGAAGACCAGCAAGGCCGCCGACGCCGCCGCCGCGAUCGCGGAGGAGGCUGCCGCGGCCGCGCAGGACCCGCCGGCUUCGACGCAGCCUCCCGCGGCGGACGGCGGGCUGUUCGACACCGAGGCGCUGCUGCAGCAGUGCGUGGACGAGGAGGCGGCGCUGCGCGCCGCGAUCCUCGCCCGCGCGCCGCCGCACGCGCUCGGGGGCGACGCGAUGCCGUGCCCCGUCAACGAGACCGGCGGGCUCGUGGUGUCCGCGGUGGCGUGCGCGGUCGAGGGCGCGACGUGCUCGCGGGACGACAUCGUGCAGGGCAUCCUCGCCGCGGCGCGCGCCGCGAAGCGCGAGCUGUCCGUGAGCGCCAGCGAGGUGGCAACGACCGUGGCGGCGGCGUCCGAGGAAAGGGCGUGCGGGCCGAUCACGCGGCUCGAGGCGGUCGACAAGACGACGCUCCCGGCGGGCCUCGUGCGCGCGCGCGCGGUGGCGGCGCGGCAGCUGUGCCGGGCCGCGGGGCGGCGGCUGGACGCGGUGGUGAAGCUGCGAGGGGUGCUGGAGGCGGGCGCGUCAGGGCGGGGGUACGAGGGGCGCGUGAAGCGGGCGGUGCUGGCGCGCGACAAGCUGCCGGCGCUGGCGGAGGACGAGAAGGUCGAGGCGGAGAAGGUGGCGGCGGAGGCGGCGGCUGUGGCUGCGAAGGAGGCGGCGGCGGCGGCGAAGCGCCGGGAGGCGGAGGAGCGGAAGAGGGAGGUGGAGGCGAAGAGGCGGCAGCGGGAGGAGGAGAAGAAGGCGAAGGAGGCGGAGAAGGAGGCGGAGAAGAAGACGAAGCAGGAGCAGCGCGAGGCGGAGAAGGCGCAGCGCGAGGCGGAGCGCAAGCAGCAGAUGGAGGAGAAGAAGGCGCAGCGCAAGGCCGACAAACUAGGAUUCGGGUCUGCCAAGACGCUGAAGAAGUCGCAGGCGUUCUUCAGCCGAUUCACGGCCGCGCCCGCCGCCGCGUCCCCCACGGCCGCGCCGGCCACCCCGGGCGCCCCCGACGCGGCGCGCAGGGCCUCGCUGCCGUCCGCCACCGCCACCGCCCACGCCACCCCGCACCUCACCAACGACCCGCCCGCGCCCAGGGACGACGCGAUCGACGCGGGCUUGAAGGCCGAGGGCGUCGACGUGGACGCGGCCUUCCGCGCCGCCCUCGCCGGGUGGCGCCAGGCCGCGGAGCGGCGUCGCACGCGCGCGCGGACGGUGGGGCUGCCGCCGUCGUGGCAGCGGCGCCCCGGCGCGCCGCCGCUCGCGGAGAUCCACGACGCGCGCUUCGGCGCCGCGAGCGAAGUCGCUCUCGCCGGCGUCCUCACGUGGCGCCGGAAGCUCCUCUGGUUCCCUGCCGACUCGGAGCGCCCCGCGUUCUUCGGGUCCGUGGCGGCGCGCCCGACGGCGUGCGCGGCGCGGCGGCCGCUGGCGAAGGAGCCCGAGCUGGACUACGACUACAUGUCGGACCAGGACUGGGAGCCGGAGCCCGAGGGCGAGGCCCUCGACGGCGACAUCAACAACGACGGCGACGACAUGGAGGAGGACGAGGCUGACUCGUUCGUGGUGCAGGACGACGCGAUGUCCGACGGAGACGCCGCGGAGUCGGUCGGGCACGACGGCGGCGCGGACGUCGACGUGGCCUGCGUGGAGGAGGCGGCGGCGGUGCUCGCCGCGAACCCGGAGACAACGCAGGCGCGGCGGGCGCGCCUGACGCUGCUGACGCAGCUGGGGAUCGCGCUCGACCAGGCGCCGCGGACGAACCGCGCGCUCGUGCUCACGCGCGACGCCGCCGCGCCGGCGCCGACGAGCGUGCUCGGCGGCCGCAGCGGCAACAACAACUCCCUGCUGCUCGGCGCUAUUCCCGUUGGGCUCCUCAUGGCGCCCGGCGCGAUCAAUCUGGACGCGAGCAAGGCCUUCCUCGACCCGUCCGCGGCGAAGGCGAAGGACGGCGCCGGCGACGCGGCCUCCGCGGGGGCGAAGGGUGCGGAGGGCAGCCGCGGCGCCGCCAACGCCCCAGGCCGUAAGAAGAAGCCGUUCCCCGACGCGCUGUGCGCGGCGCUGAUCACGACGAUGGCGACGAACCCGACGCUACAAGUGAACAAGCUCACGGACGCGUUCGUCGCCGCGCACCCCGACCAGGGUCUCACAAAGGCCGGGACGAAAUCGAAGAUCAAGGAUGUGGGAGAGCACAUGCAGGGGCGGUGGUUCGUGCGCCGGGAGCACGUGGAGGCCGCGGGGCUGACCGAGGCCGGGCUGAUGGGGCUGGACAACGCGGCGUUGACGGUGCAGGCCGCGGCGGAGCUCGAUGCGACUGUGGAGCUGCGGGCAAAGGCGUUGAAGGACAAGAAGACGCAGAAGGCGCGAGAGGCGGCCAAGGCGAUGCCGGACGCGAUGCAGCAUCUUCUCGGCACGGGAGCGCCGGCCGCCGCGGGCGCCGCGGACGCGGGUCCGGCGCAGGGCGCGGGCGCUGCGGCGGCGGGCGCUCCCGGGGAGGAGGCGCUGGAGGUGGGGAAGGCUGUUGAGGUGAGCAGCGACAGCGGGGACGUGGAGGUGAUCGAGCGCCCGAUGAAUGCGUGA